This is a messenger RNA of Oikopleura dioica, 291 nucleotides long. The record is from the annotation of a GenBank genome assembly. Lineage: Eukaryota; Metazoa; Chordata; Appendicularia; Copelata; Oikopleuridae.
AUGGGAAGCAAGUGUUGUAAACGGUCGAAAGCGGUUGAUGAUGCGCCCGAAAAUCAAGCCGAAGAAAAGCAAGAAGUGAAAACUCCCGUGAGAGAGGCAACUCCUGCACCAGCCGAAUUCAAAAAUGAAGAAAAGCAAGAACAAGAUCUAGAAAAAGAACCCGAAGCUGAGCCAGAACCUGAGCCUAAGGAACAACCCGAACCCGAGCCCGAAAAGGAACCAGCGCAAGAACCCCAGCUGGAACCUGAGCCAGAAGAAGAAUCAGCCGCAGCGGAGGAAGAUUCUUUUUAG